AUGUCCACGUACUCGCCGCUGUUCGUCGGCAUUGCUGGCGCGUGGUUCCAAGCGGCGGUCAUCCUCGUCACGGAAAUCGCCUAUCCCUCCCACCGGUCCUUUGUCACUGCCAUCUUCAUGUGCCAAUACUAUGUUGGCUCGUUGCUCUCAGCCUGGCUGGCUUUCGCGACUCGUAAUCUUGCAACUUGUUACCUCACGCUCAUCCUCAACACCAUCGGCAUCACCUCCACAACCCAGCAAACCCUCAUCAACGGCUUCCUCCAGCUCUGGAAUCUACUAAUGAGCAUAGUCGGUGCAUGUCUCGUCGACCGUGCCGGCCGCCGCACGCUCUUCCUCGCAUGCACAACAAUCAUGCUCGCCAGCUACAUUCUCAUCACCGCGCUCUCCGGCAGCCUCAAAACAACCGGGACCAGCGCCGUCGGCACAGCCGUGAUCCCAUUCUUGUUCAUCUACCACGCGGGCUACAACAUCGCCUUCACGCCGCUGAUCCUCGCGUACCCGGCGGAGAUCUGGACGUUUUCGCUGCAGGCCAAAGGUGUGGCAAUUUCUGCGAUUGAGAACUAUCUGGCGCUGCUCUUCCAUCAGUUUAUUAACCCCAUUGCCUUUGAGGCUAUUUCUUGGAAGUACUAUUUUGACUUUUUGGUUAUCUUGCUUGCUAAAUUAGUUACUAUUUACACGACAUAUCCAGAGACGCAUGGUUAUUCACUUGAAGAGAUUGCUGUCAUUUUUGAUGGCGAGUCGGUACAUAUAUCGCCGAGAGCGGCCAGGAUGGAUGUCGAGAAGGAGCGAAUGGGGAAGAUUGAGCAUGCCGAAAAUGCAUGA
Molecule: messenger RNA, 822 nt
Organism: Penicillium alfredii
Lineage: Eukaryota; Fungi; Ascomycota; Eurotiomycetes; Eurotiales; Aspergillaceae
Exons: 2
Coding region: 1-822 (273 amino acids)
Biological process (GO): transmembrane transport; carbohydrate transport
Cellular component (GO): membrane
Molecular function (GO): carbohydrate:proton symporter activity
Source: RefSeq, a predicted model, not a curated record